Pestalotiopsis fici W106-1 is the source of this 1674-nucleotide messenger RNA. Its product is annotated as rhamnogalacturonase B. Gene Ontology annotation, biological process: carbohydrate metabolic process. NCBI's taxonomy places the organism in Eukaryota, Fungi, Ascomycota, Sordariomycetes, Amphisphaeriales, Sporocadaceae. The coding region runs from base 1 to 1674 and encodes 557 amino acids. The record is from RefSeq and is a predicted model, not a curated record. The transcript is spliced from 3 exons. Gene Ontology annotation, molecular function: polygalacturonase activity.
AUGGCUGCUCUCCUGGCUGGUCUCCUGGCGACAGCCUCUUUUGUUCUUCCCGCUACAGCACAACUGUCAGGAACAGUCGGACCUACCACAUCCACCUCUGCAAAGGCAGCCACCAAGGUUUGCAACAUCUUGGACUAUGGCGGUGUCGCCAGCGCAACCACCGACAAUGGCGCUGCUAUCCAGUCCGCCUGGGACGCCUGCAAGAGUGGUGGUCAGGUCUACAUCCCCGAGGGAGACUAUGGCAUGGCUACCUGGGUCACGCUCAAGAGCGGAACGGGAGUCUCGAUCAACAUUGAGGGCACAAUCUAUCGCACGGGAACCGACGGCGGCAACAUGAUCAUGAUUCGGGACAGCAGCGACGUCGAGGUCUACUCGGCGACUUCCAAGGGAGCCAUGCAGGGUUACGGAUACGAGUUUCACUCCCAGGACACCUAUGGCCCACGUCUUUUGCGUUUCUACAAGUGCACUGACUUUUCUGUCCACGAUCUCAUCCUCGUUGACUCUCCUGCUUUUCACUUGUCUCUCGACACUUGCACCAAUGGUGAAUUGUACAACAUGAUUAUUCGUGGUGCUAACGAGGGUGGUCUGGACGGAAUCGAUGUCUGGAGCACCAACAUUUGGAUUCACGAUAUUGAGGUGACCAACAAGGACGAGUGCGUCACAGUCAAGAGCCCUGCCGAUCACAUUCUGGUUGAGCAGGUCCACUGCAACUGGUCCGGUGGUUGUGCCAUGGGAUCCCUCGGUUCCGGCGUUGCUGUCCACGAUAUUGAAUACCGCAACAUCUACACCCACCACGCCAACCAGAUGUACAUGAUCAAGUCCAACGGCGGAGAUGGAGACGUUUACAACGUGGCUUUCAACAACUUCAUGGGCCACAGCAACGCCUACACCCUCGACUUUGACACGGCCUGGAGCAGCAUGUCGGCCGUCGACGGCGACGGCAUCACCUACUCCAACAUUAGCUUCAGCAACUGGAAGGGCACCGCCUCCAACGGCGUGCAGCGCGGCCCCGUCAAGCUCAACUGCCCGUCCAAGGUGCCCUGCACCGACAUCACCGUCGAGGACUUUGCCGUGUGGACCGAGUCGGGCAGCAGCGUGCUCUACGGCUGCCAAAACGCCUACGGCUCGGGCGUCUGCCUCAACGACGGCAGCUCCCACACGGCCUACACCACCACCCAGACCGUCACCACGGUCGCCGGCUACUCGUACUCGACCAUGGCCGGCGAGCUGACCGCCGGACUGGGCCUCACCGCCUCGAUUGCCAUCCCCACCAUGCCCGCGUCCUUUUACCCCGGCCUCCAGCCCAUCAGCGCCAUUCUCAACGGCGCCGCCGGCGGUUCCGCCUCGGCAGCCGAGGCCGUGGCCGCCUCCACCACGGCCAGCAGCUCCGCCGCCGUCAAGACGUCUUCCGCUGCCUCAUCCUCGUCCUCCUCUGCCAAGUCCUCUUCUUCGACAACCAAGGCGGCCAAGACCUCCAAGACCACUGGCAGCAAAGUCGGCGCCGAGGCCGUCUCCACGUCAUCCAGCAGCGCCCCCUCGGUCGGCAUCACCUCGUCGGCCCCUGCCCCGAUCGUGACCUCUGUCGCCAGCAGCAGCAGCAGCAGCGCCCCUGCUGUUUCGAGCUCGGCAUCUGCUCACAAGGGAUGCAAGCGCUCUGCUAAAUUCCGUGCCUAG